AUGAUUCAGCUGCUUUUCGUUGACGUUGGUUGUGUUUUACUGUUGGAAAAGCUUGAUAACUUCUUCUCGUUUUUCUGGCUUAGGGGUACAGGCCAACGUUUGCCCAUUGACAAUGACAUUGUGGGAGAAAUCCCCAAUGCCUUCGUGCCUCCCCUCAUUUCCACCACCACCACCAUUAACAACUUUCCUGUUGUUUCUUUGGAGCCUAUUGCUCCCACACAACCACAAACAAUGUUCGGUUCUCUCCGUGAGGUUGGAACAAGUCGAGAUUAUCUCGCUUCUCCACCACGCGUAGAAAAGGAGUUCCGUUGCCUUGCUCUCUGUUCUGUUCCUUCUUGGGCAUAUGCCUGUGAGGCCAUUACUCGUGCCUGGAUGCAAGAAAACAAUGUUUUCGUUGCUUCAGUGUCUUCGGUCGUCAACCGACCAAGAAAACAGACCAACUUGGCUCCCCACGCGGUUUCUUCCCUCUAUAGGGAUAACGUGUGCUGUGCGGUUUCUUCCUCUUAUGAGGAUAACGCACCUUCUGCGGUUUCUUUCCCUUAUGGGAAUAACGCAGCUCAAGCGGUUUGUUCCUCUUAUGAGGAUAACGCUUCUUGUGUGGUUUCUUCCUCUUAUGAGGAUAACACACCUUCUGCGGUUUCUUUCCCUUAUGGGGAUAACGCAGCUCAAGCGGUUUCUUCCUCUUCUGAGGAUAACGCUUCUUGUGUGGUUUCUUCCUCUUAUGAGGAUAACACACCUUCUGCGGUUUCUUUCCCUUAUGGGAAUAACGCAGCUCAAGCGGUUUCUUCCUCUUAUGAGGAUAACGCUUCUUAUGCGGUUUCUUUCCCUAUUGGGGAUAACGCAUAUUGCGAUGAUGUAGGUGUUGCUUCGGCUUCUAUCUUGUAUCCAGCAGGUGCAACCUCUCUCGAGAGGGCUGGUCGUCAUACCUCGGUAUGUCGUCCUAGUACAGCUGGCAUGCGCCAUCGUCGUCUUCGUGCUCGACUUGGUGUGCAUAGACCUCGUCCUUCACGACGCCAUCAUUAUGGCAAACUUCGUCUUCGUGCUGCUUUGUUAGCUUGUUCUCAAGCUACAGAGACUAUGGAUGUUGACGUCGUAUUUUUGUAUCCAACAGCUGCUGAAAUGGAUGAUGUUAUCCCUGAACCUAUGGAUAUUGACUCUUUUGAGGAGUCUUUGGAAGUAGUGGAAGGUUUGACUGAACCCGUAGAGGCCGAAGAUGCUGUUGAUAAUGGGUUUUGUGUUGCUCCUGUCUCAGUUCCCGAGGCAGUUAACGAUGAUCAUGUUCCCGAUCAGUUAGUUGAGCAAGAUGCAGUGGACUUCAACGAUCUUAGCACAGAAGCUCCCUCUGAUGCUAGCGAUGAUUGUUCAUCUGUUACUGAAUAUGCUGUGGAUUCAGAUGUGGAGUCAGUUCCUGCAGAAGUAUCGUUAGAUACUUCUGAUGGCUUCAUUCCCUACAGUUUUUUCUCUGGUUCUCCCUCUGUUUCUGGUUCGGUCUCUGGUGAUGGAGACGAAGAAGAAGGUUUUUCUGUCUUGGCAGGCGUACCUUGA
Mucor mucedo is the source of this 1545-nucleotide messenger RNA. RefSeq lists its product as uncharacterized. Lineage: Eukaryota; Fungi; Mucoromycota; Mucoromycetes; Mucorales; Mucoraceae. Bases 1 to 1545 code for a protein of 514 amino acids. The record is from RefSeq and is a predicted model, not a curated record. The transcript has 3 exons.